AUUGUAUAUCUUGACAAUGCCCAAGGUGAUGGACCAAAAAUACCGACUGAUGCUAAUUUACCCAACGGUAUCCGACGGCAAACAGGUUGUGCUGAAGUACAACAAACUGGCCAUGAAUAAGGUGGAAACAUACGCCCUUCUUGGGAAUUGCGUAUCCAUCGGCAAUACAACUGUCUGCCGAGAAAAGGAUAGCUGUAUUCCAAGACUUCUUAAAGGAGGUCAAGCUGCAUGCGACUAUCUUAGGACAAACCAACAAACGGUGGAACUCAUCGAUGACGGCACAAUCUUCCUGACGAACUUCAAUGGCACAAUAUCCACUCCAACAAAAGAACACCACCUGGAAGGCUCUUACGUCGUACAAUUUGACAACGAAACGGUCACAAUCGGUGACCGGAAUUUCAGCAGUUAUUCGUCAACGCACUUGAUGGCAAUGCCAGCGGUCUUGACUCAAAUAACGACAACGGGUUACGAACUAUCACUGAAAUACGUGCAUGACUUCAGCGUGGAGAACCUAAAAAAAUUAUCAACUAUGUCUAAUAAAAUUUUAAUAUCCUUCUCCGCAGAAAUAAUUAUAACAGUAUCCAUCAUAAUAGCAAUCUACCUUGUUUGGAGGAAGAUAACAUCAACCAAAGGGAUCCCAAGGCUGCGACCCCCACCUGCGAACCUCGAACCGACAAAGGCUUAAGGAUCUGUGGGACACAGAUCUUGUGGUGGGGAGGAGUUAACACCGGCUAGCGCCCCCUUCCCUUCACCCCCUCUCAACAUCCACGAUACC
Messenger RNA from Drosophila elegans, 775 nucleotides. RefSeq lists its product as uncharacterized. The transcript has a single exon. Lineage: Eukaryota; Metazoa; Arthropoda; Insecta; Diptera; Drosophilidae. Bases 17 to 685 code for a protein of 222 amino acids. The record is from RefSeq and is a predicted model, not a curated record.